This is a messenger RNA of Trichoplusia ni (cabbage looper), 8482 nucleotides long. It is a transcript of the gene Mcr, whose product is annotated as CD109 antigen. Bases 198 to 5768 code for a protein of 1856 amino acids. The transcript has 33 exons. Gene Ontology annotation, molecular function: endopeptidase inhibitor activity; protein binding. NCBI's taxonomy places the organism in Eukaryota, Metazoa, Arthropoda, Insecta, Lepidoptera, Noctuidae. The record is from RefSeq and is a predicted model, not a curated record. Gene Ontology annotation, cellular component: extracellular region.
CGUUGUUAACGUUCUUGUUUAUUUAUUUGAAAUAAAGUUAUUUUAUAUGAUUUUCUUUCUUAUUAAGUAAGUUUAUUUGUUUGUAGGUAGUACAGUGAAGUUUAAGUGCAAAUGUGGUGGUUUUCUUUGCUUAAAAUCUAGAAGCGAAGAGUAUCCAUGGGCGUUAACUUCAGGCAGCUGUAAUCAAAGACUGAAUUAUGAAUCUCUUAUUAUUAACAUAUAUACUAUGUACAACAGUAUUACAACUAUGCAGCUCACAAGACUAUGCAUCUCCUACUUACAAUCCUGACACAAGCCAGCCAAAUCCGACAAAUGAUUACUUGAACCCUGAUCAAAGGUAUGAAAACCCUUAUGAUCCAAAGAGGAGAUAUCAAAACCGUAACCAGAAUCCUUAUGAUCCAAACCAGAGUCAAUAUGAUCCAAACCGCAGUCAGUUUGGAACAGACCAGAGGUUUAAUCAGUAUGAGAAUAGGAAUCAGGAUAUAAACUAUAACCCCAAUCAGUAUAGUUCAGAUGUUACUCAGAGACCAGCAUGGGAUAGUGGCAGAACAUACAGCACCUCAUAUAAGGGUGCAGCACUUGAACACGACAGUGUCAUCAUUAAUGAAGCCACAUACUUCAUAGUAGCAUCUAGAAUGGUGCGACCAGGACAGAUAUACAAGAUAUCAGCUAAUAUUCUCGAAGCCCGCAUGCAAAUGACCAUCAGGGCUUCCAUAUCUUGCAAUGGAGUGGAAAUAGCUGAUGUCAACCAGAGGGUUAAGGAGGGAGUGCCUGAAAUAUUGAACAUGAGAGUGCCAGCCACCACAGUGCCAGGAGAGUACAAGUUGCGCGUCGAGGGCCUGUACCUGGACACGCCGUUCGGAGGCCGAGCUUUCGUCAACGAGACUCAGCUGUCUUUCUCCAGACGGUUCAUGACUAUAUUCAUACAGAUGGACAAGCCUGUCUACAUGCAGGGACAGACUGUACGUUUUCGUGUGAUACCGAUCAACACCGAGCUGAAAGCUUUCGGGCGAGCCAUCGACGUAUAUGUGUUGGACCCCAAUCGCCGCAUCAUGAAGAGAUGGCUCUCAAGACAGAGUAACUUCGGUACAGUGAGCCUGCAGUACCAGAUGUCGGACCAGCCGCUGUUUGGCGAGUGGCACAUCCGCGUCGAGGCGCUCGGACAGAUUGAGGAGGCGCAGUUCCUCGUCGAAGAGUACUACCAGACCAGAUAUGAGGUGAACGUAACAAUGCCGGCGUUCUUCUUCAACACGGAGACCUACAUCCACGGCCGCAUCAUGGCCAACUACACGUCGGGCGCGCCCGUGCGCGGGAACCUCACGCUCAAGGCCACCAUCCGGCCCAUCCCGCAGUACCGGCCGCGGUACUACUCGCAGGGACAGUUCAAUAACAGGGGACAGUUCGGCAUACCCACCGGCUAUGGCAGCACUCAGUAUACAAGAGUCCAUCCAAACUACCCUUACGGCUACAACAACGAAAGCAACUACCAGCAGCAAUACGACUACGGCAACGGGCAGUCCGUGAUAGACGAGUACGGCCGUGUAGUCAACAAGGACACGCGCUACCUGCCCGGACAACCCAACCAGCUGGACCAGCUCGACUGGUGGUACGACCCACAGAAAGUUGUCACAAGGAUGUUUAACUUUGACGAGAAGUACCCCUUCUGGAUGCCGAAGCCGGACCCGACGCAGUACGCGAUCGACCACAACAAUAUCAACAACAACAUCAACAGCAACCAAAACAACCCCAACUACAACAGUUACACCACAACGUCGACGUACAGCAACUAUUACAACAAUCCCUAUUACGACCAGCUGCCGUACCUGAGAUUUUUUAACGGCACGUACGACUUCAAGUACCCGAUGUCGGAGCUAGCUCAGCUGGUCCCGACGCUAGAUGGCGUGGAGGUCAUCAUCACGGCGUCGGUGGGAGACCCCUUCCUGGACGAGGUCAUCGAGGGCUACAGCAUCGCUCGCAUCUUCAACUCCUCCUUACAAGUCACGUUCCUCGGAGGCACGCCGCAAGUCUUCAAGCCUGCGAUGCCGUUUGAUGUCUAUAUGGUGGUGUCGUACCACGACGGGUCGCGGCUGCCGGCGUGGCAGGCGCGCGGCGUGUCGCUGCAGGUGCAGCUGCAGCUGGAGGGCCGCGGCGGCGCGCUGGACCCGCAGCAGCCCACGCUCGUGCCCGGACACGACGCCGUCUGGCAUCUCAAGCUCGACCUCUACAAGCUGCUCCGACUCCAGAACGACCCGAACUACCGCGAGGUACUGAACAGCAUCACAGGCGUCCGCCUGUCCGCGCAGCUGUCGGACGCGGCGGGAGGCCGCGCGUCCGCCGACGUGCACUUCGUAGCGCACUACAGCGCUAACAACCACCACAUACGUAUCUCUACCAGUACUACUGACGCUAGGGUUGGAGAGUACAUAAUAUUCCAUGUGCAGAGCAACUUUUACAUGGAAUCAUUCAACUAUGUUGUUAUGUCUAAAGGUAUCAUUCUCACCAGUGGUCAAGAAAUCAUGCAGGAGGGGGUCCGCACGUUCGCGGUGUCGGUGUCGGCGGAGAUGUCGCCGGUGGCCACGGCGCUGGUGUGGGCGGCGCAGCGCCGCGCGCACGUGCUGGCCGACUCGCUCACCUUCCCCGUCAACGGCAUCUCGCGGAACAACUUCACGGUGUUCAUCAACAACCGCAAGCACCGCACUGGCGAGCGCGUGGAGGUGGCCAUCUACGGCGAGCCGGGCGCCUACGUGGGGCUGUCCGGCAUCGACAACACCUUCUACACCAUGCAGGCCGGGAACGAACUCACCUACGCCAAGGUGAUAUCGAAGAUGUCUCACUUCGACGAGUCCACAAACGGUACGUUCGCGUACACGUGGCGCUCGCACUUCGGCGACGCUGACGAUCUCGUGUACUUCCCCUCUUCCACAUUCGGUAUCGACGCGAACAGGACUUUCGAGUACGCGGGGCUGGUGGUGUUCAGCGACGUGGCGGUGACCCGGCGCUACACGACGUGCAACGUGUCGCAGGGCUACGGCGAGUGCCUGGAGGGGGGCUGCUACCCGCUCAGCAAGCGCUGCGACGGCAGCUACGACUGCCCCGACCACACCGACGAGUCCAACUGUGAAUCGGAUAUAAACAAGUCGUUCGAGCUAACUCACUUCCGCAAGUUCCGUUUCAACCGCGUGCAGCGACAGUACGACAACGUGUGGCUGUGGCGCGACGUCAACAUCGGCCCGCACGGACGAUACGUGUUCACUGUUGAUGUCCCACAGAUCCCAGCUCAUUGGAUAGUGUCCGCCUUCAGCAUGUCCGCCAGCCGCGGUCUGGGGAUGCUCACUGAACCCAAACGAUAUAUAGGCGUGCUGCCGUUCUUCAUAAAGGUGGAGGGCCCCGACCAGUGUCGUCAGGGCGAGCAGGUCGGGCUCAGGGUCGUGGUGUUCAACUACCAGCCGCAGGAUAUCGAGGCUGUUGUGGUACUGUCUGCCUCUCCAGACUACAAGUUCGUCCAUGUCGAAGAGAAUGGCAUUGUCCGCUCGUACAACCCUCGCACGUCGUUCGGCGAGCACCAGUUCUUCGUGUACAUCGUGUCGGGCGACGCGGCCACGGUGUACGUGCCCGUCGUGGCCACGCGCCUGGGCGACAUGCACGUCCGGCUGCACGCGUCCACGCUCAUGGGGCAACACCACGUCGUCAAGAAGAUCAGGGUCGAGCCGGACGGCCUCCCCCAAUACCGCCACCAGUCGGUCCUGCUGGACCUGUCGAACCGCGCCUACGUGUUCCAAUACAUGCACGUGAACGUGACGGAGACCCCCAUCAUCCCGUACGAGGUGGACCGCUACUACGUGUUCGGUUCCAACCGCGCCAGGAUAUCGGUGGUGGGCGACGUCGUGGGGCCGCUGUUCCCAACCAUGCCCGUUAAUGCUACUAGCUUGUUGGAUCUGCCCAUGGACUCAGCCGAGCAGAACAUGUUCAGUUUCGCUGCGAACAUGUACCUGACCCUGUACAUGCGGCUCAUCAACCAGCGCAACAGGACGCUGGAGCGCGACGCCUUCUACCACAUGAACACGCUCUACCAGCGGCAGCUGUCCUUUAUGAAGCCCGACGGAUCCUUCAGCUUAUUUAGGAGCGACUGGAACCAAUCAGCGUCAAGCGUGUGGCUGACGUCAUUCUGCGCUAAGAUAUUCCAAGACGCGUCUUUCAAUGAGUGGGAGAACUUCAUAUACAUUGAUCCGGAAGUGAUAUCGAUGGCUGUGUCGUGGGUGCUGGACCACCAGACGCCGGAGGGCGCGUUCUACGAGGUGACGUGGCUGCCCAACAGGAACGACAACUCCACCAUCGUGGUGCCCAAGAACUCCACGCUGUACCGCGAGGCCUUCGGCCACGCCGGCUGGCACGACCCGAGUGCUGUCGAAGUGAAUGAUUCAAUAAUUAUGCAACGAAAUCUAACGCUAACCGCACAAGUCGUCAUCACUCUGGAAACUGUCAAGAAUCUCAAAGAUAUUGGUGUGAGAGAGGGCCUGAGCGCGCGCGUGUCGUCGGCGCAGCAGCGCGCGUGCCGCUGGCUGGAGCGGCACCUGCGCCUGCUGCAGGAGCGCGGCUCGGCCUACGCGCUGGCGCUGGUGGCGCACGCGCUCACGCACGCCAAGGCGCCCAGCUCCGAGCACGCCUACCGCCUGCUCAAGCGGCGCCAGCGCUACGAGGGUGGUCUCAGCUACUGGGGCCGCGAGCCAGUUCCACAACCCCCAUACAAGAUGGAGAACCAGAAGCCGUUCUUACUGCCGCGUCUGCCCUACCGCUACGACAGCAACAACAUUGCGGCCACUGCCUACGCGCUGCUCGCCUGUAUGGACCACCAGGACAACAAUGAGGCUAUUGUUAUGUGGCUCAACGCGCAACGACUUAAAGAUGGCGGCUGGGCCUCCACUCAGGACACGUACAUAGCUCUGCGCGCGCUGAUCGAGUACACGAACCGCAAGCGGCUGCGUGACGUGUCGUCGCUGACCGUCAGCGUGGACGCCGUGGCACUGUCCGGCGAAACGCGAACGCUCUACGUCAAGAAUGACAACCUCGCCGUCAUGCAGUACAUCGACAUCCCGGAGGCGUGGGGCACGGUGAAGGUGACGGCGCGCGGCGCGGGCUACGCGCUGCUGCAGAUGUCGGUGCAGUACAACGUGGACAUCGCGCGCUUCCAGACGCCACCGCCGCUGCGCUGCUUCCAGCUGCGCGCCGCGCACCACUUCCACGGCCGGAACCAGUCGCACAUCGAGUACCAGGGCUGCGCCAGCUGGACGCUGCUGGAGGAGUCCCCUCGCUCGGGCAUGGCGGUGAUGGAGGUGGGCAUCCCGACGGGCUACAUGAUCCAGCAGCAGCGGCUGGACGCCUAUGUACUGUCGCGACGCGUGCCCACGCUGCAGCGAGCCAAGUACCUGCCCACCAAGAUACUCUUCUACUUCGACUAUCUAUCUGAAGAGCAGACAUGCGUGAACUUUACCGUCGAGCGUUGGUUCCCUGUCGCCAACAUGUCGAGAUACCUACCGAUAAGAGUCUACGACUAUUACGCACCCGAACGAUUCAACGAGAGCAUAUUCGACGCCCUACCAACAUACCUACUGAACAUUUGUGAAGUGUGCGGGUCCUCUCAGUGUCCCUACUGCGCGAUAUACAAUAACGCUUUACGUUCUACCGUCGCCGCACCACUCCUACUCAUAGCCGUCCUCGUGACGCUCACACGGUAUCUAAGACCGCAAGCAUUCUUCUACGGAAUCUCAUAGUAUGUAUACUAAACGAAAAGUAAAUUUAGAAUUGAGGAAUUUUAUACCAAAACUUGGAUUUAAAUAUGAUUUGGAGUAUGAAAUGGCUUGUAAUAUAAAUAUAUGAAUUACCUACGGAACUAUAGUUUUAGCAUAUUUUUAUAUGCUUUUUUAGAUAAGUAUUUGAGAAAUUGUGUCAAUUAGUUAUCUACAUGAUAAUUUUAGUACAAAUAAUUAAUGCGUGUGAUUUAUGUUACUGGAAUUAUUCGUUUUUUGCUUCUAUACCGCACAUACAGUAACUAGAGCGUACACAAUAAAAAUCUCAAAUUAAAGUACAUGAGGUUAUGUAACAUAGACACACGGUCAAUGCGCAAUUCAUUUUUCCGCGUGAAUGGAGAAAUUAAAAAAAUCUUACAUAUUCAAUAUUACAAGCCAUUAUGUAACCAACUCGUUCAAUGCUUAGAUGUGUAGUUAAAACUACUUUGUCAUAAAGGUAAACAGUGUUGGAAUCUCAAUCAAUUCAAAAUAGCCAUUCUUUAAAUCAUAAAUAUUAUACAAAAAAACGCAAAUGAAGUGUAUUUACUAGUAUAUUUACUAAAUACUGUGAAUACGGUAUAUACAUAAAUGCCUUGAACCUGUCAAUUGGUAUCAUCUAGUAUUAUACCUAAAAUAAUUACGUAUAUUUUCUUUUACAUGUAUAUACUUGCUGUAUUGUAACCCAAAAUGUAUAUUUUACGGUACUUGAGGUUCAUUUUUGGUUAUUAUCAUUGUAGAACUUAACAGAUAAAAGAAUCUCUUUUCGAUCGCUACACACGCCGUAGUGUAAUUUCCUAUCCACUAACUCGUAAGUAAGUUAAAAUUAAGACUCAGUGCCCAUAUACCAGUUCUUUAAUGUAGUUUUAUCAUUUAAAAUCAAGAAAAAGAUAUUUCUACACUAUAUAAGUAUACUAAAUGUAUUAUUUUUACUUUAACCACCGUUUAUAUUUAGUAAGCUUCAAAUCAUAUAUAUUAAAGUUUAAAAACUUUACUUGCAAUUGUAUUAAAUAUUAAAGUAAAAAUUAUGUAUGGCAGUUUUCAUAUACCAUUGCCUGUGGAUAUGAGGAUAAGAUUUACAUUGAAAUCGGUUUUCUUACUAAAAUAUGUCUAAUUUCUAUCCGUAAAAAUGUAGGACCCUGUCCAAACAUGAUUCCCGUCUCCAUUCCAGUUUAGUGUAGAUAAGAAGUGUUCAUCGUAGAUUAAGUGUUCAAUAAGGCGUGGAUUGCGGUUUUUUAUUCAAAUAUGUAAAUUGUGGUUGUAUUCUCACCAGAAGAGUCCCAUAGUAUAAUUUAUAUACUGGGAGGUUUGGUUUUUGAGGAUUUCUGUACAAUUUUUUGCAAUAUGCAUGGUUUUGGUGUGAAUAUUGUGCUCAAAAGUGAGCAUUUGAUAAAUUGAUCAAUCUAUUUAGGUACAUAUUUUACGUCUUAAACACGUGUGCAAAGGCUGUCUUCCUUUUAGAAUAAUGACAGAUUAACAACAUGAUUGAUAAUUAAUUAUAUGAUUGGAUCAUUAUGUGUGCAUUCUAAAGAGUUGUGCCUAAUUUCAAGUGUUGUGACUUAAUAGUAUAAUAAUGUUUAUAUACAUUAGCGUCAAGGAUUCGGCUGUCCAUGAACUACCGUAAUGCACGUCUGUUUUGACGACUCCAGUUUGUAUAAAAGACAUUUAUUAUGAUUUAUUUUUAUCAAAUCAUGUUAUGUUUUUAUUUGUAGUAUCUUCCAAGAACAAUCCAUGUAAUAUGUAAGAUUAGAAAUCACCGUCGUAAUAUUUUAGUUACAUUAUGAUUUUCCGUUAUCGUAAGCAUUUAACUCAAUCUCUAUCUCUUUCUUUAACCUUGGUGCUGUCUCUUUUACGUUCUAACUUUUAUACUUUUCGUUUCUGAAUAAUUUGAGUUAUUUUUCUACAAAACUCUCUCACAUAACAUAAUUGUAUCCACACAUAUCGAAAUUCUACAGUAUAUUUAGAUAAAAACAGAUAACAAAUUGUGAUGAUUGAUUAUAUCAUAGCAUUAAAUGCAUCCUUGCCUUGAUUCAAAUAUUUUUAUACAAUGGCAGCGCGGAGCAGUUCUAUGUAAAUAAUGUAAUUGUAGGAUUUCUAUGUAGUACUUGAAUUAAUAUUUUUACCUUUCUCAUAAGAACCUAUCAUCUGACUUUUUUUUUAAUUUUGUGGUAAGAGAAAAAACCAUUCUAAAAGUUUUUGCCAGAUGCUAUUUGCAUUUAAAAAUUUUGUAUUUAGAUAAAUAACUGAGCAAUAUAUAUGAAAUGUCAAUCAUAAUGCCUUAUUAACAAAAGACAAUAUAAGAAACUAAAAUUUAUUGGAAAUAUUUUAAUGAAAUUUAUACAUUAAUUUGUAAUUAUAUUAUUAGUAUAAGUCAUCAUAAUUAUCAUGGCAAAUAAGAGUACCUAUUUAUUUUUCGUAUUUCAGAAUAUUUACGACAUUGAGUACAAAAAUGUACCGUCCAAAAUUGCCAACAAAAAAUAUUAUAAAUUAUAUUAAAAAAUGUAUUCAAGUGAAUCUCAUGUCUUUAUCACAAUGUGAGCAUGUUACUUAAGUAGUUUCCGUCCAAAUUACCAAUGACUGAUUUUUUUUUACUUUUAUGUAUUUGUGUGUAAUAUUGUCCUAAGUUGUUACAAAGCUUUUCUGUAGACUAGGAGAGUGGUUUAUCGUCAUAGAUUUAUUUCCAAAUAAAAUCUUACAAAAUA